AUGGAGACGAUAAAUUGUACAGUGAAAGAAAACUCCACUCAAAAACAAUGUGAUAGACAUCCAUCUGGAGAUCGACUGAAAGAAGUGUAUUCUCAAUUCUCAUCGGAUUCAACGUCGACGAAAAAUGCAGAGCCGGCACUGGCGACAACACGUUUUCUCUGCUCGAAAUACAUGGGCGGAAUUUGGGCACGGGCAGCCGCCACCGAUUAUUCUGUGAAACCAAUCACUGGUGGAAUGUCAAACCUCCUUUUUCUUGUCGAGUUGCAAGGAGAGGAAGCGAAAAAUGCGAAUGAACCGACGAAGACUUUGCUGAGAAUACACUGCCAAGGAGAUUUGAAUCAACAAUUGACCGAAUCUGUCGUCUUCACGCUGUUGUCGGAAAGAGGACUUGGUCCACGGCUAUUGGGUAUUUUCCCUGGUGGACGGUUUGAACAGUUUAUCGAAUCGCGAGCGCUUACCUGUUCCGAAAUAUCGCAACCCAGAUUUGCUCGAAUAUUGGCUCCGAUGGUUGGCCGUGUACAUACACUCGAUGUUCCGAUCACAAAAGAGCCACAGACAUUGCUUGUCAUCAAAAAUUGGAUCGCCGAGUUAGAAGAAUUGAUUGGCGAGCGAGAUAUUAAAAUUACCACAAAACAAGCAAAAGUUGAUGUCAAUAGGGUACCUUCUACAAUAAGGGCCAACGAUUUGUACAAAGAGGUCGAAUUUUAUCAGAAAUUCCUUGAUGUCGCCAACAGCCCAAUUGUCUUCAGCCACAACGAUCUACAAGAAGGUAAUUUUCUCCUCGCAAAUGGAUACAGAGUUGAAGAGGAUGGAGUGAAAGCCGAAGGGAAAGUAGAAAACAACACCGAUCCUAUGGUUCUAAUCGACUUCGAAUAUGCUUCUUACAACUAUAGGGGUUUUGAUUUUGGAAAUCAUCUUUGCGAGUACGCUUUUGAUUAUUCGUCUUCCGAAGCUCCUUUCUAUGAGAUUUUUUCGGAUCGUUUCAAUGAUGUAGAAGGACGUCGAACAUUUGCUACCGCUUACGUUGACAAAAUUUACGAGUUGAAAUCAUCGGCCGAAAUGCCACAUUUCCCUUCGGAUUUGGUCACGGGUGAUCGUGAAAAGGACAUCGAAAAAGUUGUAGAAGAAUCCAUACUCUUUAUGUCACUUUCCCACUUGUUCUGGUCGUGUUGGGCACUUGUGAAUGCAGAAAAUGCACUAGUACAAUUCGAGUAUGGGAGCUACGGGCGAGAUCGAUUGGCGCUUUAUUUUGACGCGAAACAUUUGCUAGAGGAAUUUAUCAGAAAACAUUCUUCG
Mesorhabditis belari is the source of this 1296-nucleotide messenger RNA. The record is from the annotation of a GenBank genome assembly. NCBI's taxonomy places the organism in Eukaryota, Metazoa, Nematoda, Chromadorea, Rhabditida, Rhabditidae.